AUGCAUCUGGCUGACAAAAUUGCUGAGAUCCAUUCUCAGUUGGAGACCAAUUUGAAAGAGAUGUUGCAAAAUCAAGACCUGUUACAUCACUGUGAUAUUCAGGAUCGUGUUGAAGAAACAAGCAGGCAACUUGCCUUCUUUUUCUCUGAUUUUUCCAAGCCAAGGAAUGAAAAAGUUGUUGAACGAACACUGGCAUUGAUCAGACCUUCCCUUUUAAAAGAAAGAAGAGAAUCUAUUCUGAAUAGAAUUGUGGAAAAUGGCUUUGAAAUAGCCAUGCAAAAGGAAAUCACUUUAUCAGAAGAACAAGCUCGUGAAUUCUAUCGAGGAUGUGAAAAUCAAGAUUAUUUUCCAUAUCUUUUGGAUCAAAUGACCAGUGGGCCAACUCUUGCUCUUGCUUUGGUACGAGAGAAUGCAAUCCAAAAAUGGAGGGAUUUACUUGGCCCAAAGAUAAUCCAAGAAGCAAAGGAACAAUACCCCCAAAGUUUACGUGCUGAAUUUGCAAUCCAUGAUUCUCCAAUCAAUCAGCUGCAUGGCAGCGCAAACACGAAUGAAGCUACAAAGGAAUUACAAUUCUUCUUUCCUGUAGAAAACACUAUGGCUCUCAUUAAACCCUCUGCUUUUGAAGACAAAGAUAAAAUUAUAAAUGAAGUAAAAGAUGCUGGAUUUCUAAUCUCAGAAUUGAGAGAAGCACACAUAAGUCCUGAGACAGCAGCACAAUUUUAUCAAGAUCAUGAAGAUAAGCCAUAUUAUAAUCAACUAGUGGAUUUUAUGUCAAAAGGCCCAUCAAUGGUCAUGGUUCUAACUAAAGAAAAUGCUGUGGAGGAAUGGCGACAAUUAAUGGGACCAACAGAUCCAACAAAAGCAAAAGAAACACAUCCUAAUUCAAUACGUGCUAAAUUUGCAACUGAUAUUAUGCACAAUGCUGUUCAUGGGUCCUCAAAUGAAGAACAUGCUAAAAAAAGCAUUAACUUUAUCUUUGGAGAUAUUGAUUUAGAGAGCCUAAAAUACAAAUAUAUUUAUAUGUAA
This is a messenger RNA of Pseudonaja textilis, 1026 nucleotides long. NCBI's taxonomy places the organism in Eukaryota, Metazoa, Chordata, Lepidosauria, Squamata, Elapidae. The record is from RefSeq and is a predicted model, not a curated record.